Amorphotheca resinae ATCC 22711 is the source of this 1125-nucleotide messenger RNA. RefSeq lists its product as hypothetical. NCBI's taxonomy places the organism in Eukaryota, Fungi, Ascomycota, Leotiomycetes, Helotiales, Amorphothecaceae. Gene Ontology annotation, cellular component: high-affinity iron permease complex; plasma membrane. The coding region runs from base 1 to 1125 and encodes 374 amino acids. The record is from RefSeq and is a predicted model, not a curated record. The transcript has a single exon. Gene Ontology annotation, molecular function: ferrous iron transmembrane transporter activity. Gene Ontology annotation, biological process: iron ion transmembrane transport.
AUGGCGAACGUCUUCGCGGUGCAGAUCUUCUUCAUCGUCUUUCGCGAAUGUCUCGAGGCUGUCAUCGUCGUCUCCGUGCUCCUCUCCUUCUUGGCCCAAUGCCUGGGCCAGCCUGAUCAGGACCAGAAGAUUUAUAAACGGCUGGUGCGGCAGGUAUGGGUGGGAUCACUGGGCGGGGUCGCAGUAUGUCUGAUCAUCGGCGGUGCCUUCAUCGGCGUCUUCUACGGUCUGGGUAAAGACAUCUGGGCUCAGUCCGAGGAUCUCUGGGAGGGCAUCUUCUAUCUCAUUGCCACGAUCAUCAUCACCAUCAUGGGGCUCGCGCUGCUGCGCAUCAACAAGACAAAGGAGAAGUGGAGGGUCAAGAUCGCGAAGGCCCUGGCGGAGAAGAGCCAGAGUCGCAGGACUGGAUCCCGCAUAGGCUCCUGGUCUCGAAGAUACGCCAUGUUUAUACUCCCCUUCAUCACAACUCUUCGUGAGGGCGUCGAGGCCGUCGUGUUUGUGGGCGGCGUGUCUCUGGGCUUGCCCGCCACUGCAUUUCCUCUCCCCGUCGUCUGCGGCUUGGUCGCUGGUCUUACCAUUGGCUGGCUCAUUUACCGCGGGGGAAAUGUUAUGUCUAUCCAACUCUUCCUUAUCGCCUCCACCAGCGUGCUGUACCUCAUCGCCGCCGGCAUGUUCUCCAAGUCCGUCUGGAGUUUACAAUUCCACAUGUUUUCCGCCAAGGUCGGCAGCGACGUCGCCGAGGAAGGCGAUGGCCCAGGCUCGUACGACAUCCGCGAGAGCGUCUGGCACGUCAACUGCUGCAAUCCCGAGAUUGACAAUGGCUGGGACGUCUUUAACGCCAUCCUGGGAUGGCAGAACUCCGCCACUUACGGCUCGGUCAUCUCCUACAACGUAUACUGGAUCGCCAUCAUCUUCUCUGUCGUGUGCAUGCUCUACGAGGAGCGCACCGGCUCGCUUCCGUUGAAGAGAGAGUUGAUUGCCUUCAUGCUGAAGGUUCCGGGCCUGCGCAGCUAUGUGAAGCGGAAACAGGCGGUGUCGAAGGAGGAGGCGGCAGAGAUUGUCCGCCAGGGCCAGGCACAUCUGACGGGUGGGAUUCUCGAGGCGGUUGCGAGCGACACGCGAUAA